This is a messenger RNA of Musa acuminata AAA Group (dessert banana), 1916 nucleotides long. Its product is annotated as early nodulin-like protein 6. Gene Ontology annotation, molecular function: electron transfer activity. Lineage: Eukaryota; Viridiplantae; Streptophyta; Magnoliopsida; Zingiberales; Musaceae. Gene Ontology annotation, cellular component: plasma membrane. The record is from RefSeq and is a predicted model, not a curated record. The transcript has 2 exons. The coding region runs from base 42 to 653 and encodes 203 amino acids.
AAGCAGCAGCACACCUUCCUCCUCCUCUUUCUGUCUCCUCCAUGGCUAAUCUUUCCUGCAUCGGCUUCCUAUCCUUCUUCAUCUUCGUCCCUCUUCUGAUGGUCGCCGUGGAGUCGGGUCUGGAGUUCCAUGUGGGUGGAUCCAGGGGUUGGAUCGUCCCCGCCGGAGAUGAGGCCGAGUCCUAUAACCGGUGGGCCAUGAAGAACCGCUUCCACGUCGGAGACUCCGUGUAUUUCAAGUACACGAACGAUUCGGUGCUGGUUGUGGACCGGGAAGCCUACGGCGAAUGCAACACCACCGACCCUCUUCUCGCGUUCGACGACGGCAACACCACCUUCCGCUUCGACCGCUACGGCUUCUUCUUCUUCAUCAGCGGCACGCCGGGGCACUGCGAGGCCGGCCAGCGGCUCAUCGUGCGUGUGAUGGUGCACCCGGAGUUCGCCGCGGCCAGCCCGGGGCCCGCCCCGGGGCUGCAACCGGGUGGAGGAUCCGGUUCAAGCUCGGGUUCGGGUUCGGGUUCGGGUUCGGAUUUCGGCUCGAGCUCAGGCUCCGACACCGGGCCUACACGUUCCGACGCUGCUCACGCUCAUGCCGGUGUCUGGGCGAUCAUGCCCGGCUUGGGAGUUCUGAUGAGUGCGGUGUUGUCCGUUUGACGUCUUCUCUUUCGUUUGUGCGCAGGUUUUGAACUCUUCCUCUUUGGAUUCAUGGUAUGGAAAAUAGUUGGCCUUCUAUUUAUGUUCCUUGGAUGUGACUUACUUAGGUCAUGUAAUCGAAGCAUUGAGGAUAAUGCCAAUUACACAUUCCACCAACAGUAAUUAAGGCACAGUGUUUGAUCAGCUCCCAACAAUUUUAAAUGCUAACAUGAAAUCAAAUUAUAUAUAUAUAUAUAUAUAUAUAUAUAUAUAUAUAUAUAUAUAAUAUGACGAGUGAAAAAUCAUUGUGGCAGCCGUUAGUAAACGUUUAUAACGGCCGUUCGGUAGUGGGAAAUUAAAAGAAAAGAAAUAGAAGCUCGGUUUGCUCUCCAAUCCCGUUCCCGUGCCCAUGGGGCUCUUGGCCGAGACGCCUCUCUUCGUCGACACCAACCUCGGCACUCGCUUCGCCUUAUCCGUCCCUGAUAACAUCACGGCCGGCGAUCUGAAACGUAAGGAAUCCGAUCGAAGAUUGCGCUGUUUCCAAUAUUUUGUCUCCUUUCUGUGGUGGAUUUGUGUGCGCUCUCGCAUGCCUUCCAAUUGUUUGAUCAAAUGCGUCAACUGAUUUGUCAAGGUAUAUGUGUCUGUAAUUGGAACUAUUCGCUGAAAGAUGCUAGGGGACUUCCGGAGUACCUUGCUAUGCUUGCGGUAGUAGUGUGUCCACUUAGAGAUGCUCAUUUGAUUAACCUGGGGAUGUUUGAUUGUGUUUGCAACCAGAACCAUUAGGUUACUUAAUUCCCUAGAGAGAGAAAGAUCUUGGUAAUGCUACACGGCAUGCUUGGAUGGAGAGGAGAUGAGAGCAGAGAAUUGAAGAAAGGAGAUGGGGAUGAUUACGUAUCUUGGGAGAGAAGUGCCGACUUCCUUCCAAACUCCAACUUCUUUCCUUCAGAAUUGGACAGAUAGGAAGGGAAAAGAAGAACUAUAAGCUUGGUUUGGGUGAGGGGGUUUGGGGGUAGAUGUCAAAGUAUAUUUUCUCUACCAAAUGAAGCCUCUCUCCAAAGCAAUAGAGAAGAUUGAAUUCAAUAGUCCUUUAUGAAAGAUGUGCAUGUGAAUCUAUUGUUGUUUCCUUAGUAUCUUUGUACAUAUCUAUGAUAGCUGGUUUCUUGUGUGCUUAUUGUUCAUAGAAAAUCUUGAUCAUGCCAUGUGUAAGCAAGCAGGUAAACUCAAGUGUGAGCACAACUCUUGUUUCCCAGCCCUCGGAAAAAUUGUUGUCCAUUCUCUCAUGGU